GUUUUCCUGCUUUCGGAGCCGGCCAGUGCGGGAACCGUUUCCGAAGGGACCACCGGGAACAGACGGAUCGGCAGGGCGGGGCGGAACGGUGAGUUAUGCUGAGCGACUCUGCUCCUGGCCGCCUCCUGGAGGCUCGAGACCCCCCCGCCAGGAGCGAGGUGGGAGAGUAGCUACGUGGGGUAUUAGUUUCCUCGCUCCUCAAGGGGAAUCAUCAUAAUUUACGGGCGGUUGCGUGCCCUAGACUGACUGCUCUCCCCUUUCAGCGAGGACUGUGCUUCCUCCGAGGGAGUUGCGGGCCGGGGCAUGCGGACCGAGCAUAUUUCUAGGUCUAGGGACAAGGGACUUGGAAUCCUGCCUCGGACUUUGUCGAGGGUUUUAGUGACUUCUCUACGUAGCUCCCUUAUUGUCUCUCAUCUUUUGGCUCCCCUGUCAAGGACCAUCCCCCAUUCUAGGACUUCGAUGUGUGAUGCUUUGAUCAAAGGAUUGACAUUCCUUUUCUAAGUGUUUGCUGUCAGCUUUCAGCCACUUGAUUGGUUUGGAAUCGGAGCCUUUUCUCCUGCGAUUCCAGGUGUCCCUAAGGUAUCAGUGUUAUCCAGAACCAAGAACUCAGUGGAGGAAUGAAAAAGGCAGCAUCUUUAAAAGAAUGUUUAUUGGAAGGGGUUGCAAGAGCUUGCGAAGUCAUGAAGAACAAAGUUUUUUAGAGCCAUUAUAAAAUGGCAAGGGUAAUACUGCACUCUUUGUGAACAGUUUCUGUUUCCUUCAUCUGGGGCACAUGCAUGUGAUCAACUUUGGACUUCUUUUGAGAUUGCCAGGCGUUUGCAAUGGCUGCUACUGUGAACUUGGAACUUGAUCCCAUUUUUUUGAAAGCACUAGGUUUCUUGCAUUCAAAGAGUAAAGAUUCUGCUGAAAAGCUAAAAGCACUGCUUGAUGAAUCUUUGGCUCGGGGCAUUGAUUCCAGUUACCGUCCAUCUCAAAAGGAUGUGGAGCCACCCAAAAUUUCAAGCACAAAAAACAUUUCCAUUAAGCAAGAGCCCAAAAUAUCAUCCAGUCUUCCUUCUGGUAAUAAUAAUGGCAAGGUCCUCACAACUGAAAAGGUAAAGAAGGAAGCUGAAAAGAGACCUGCUGAUAAAAUGAAAUCAGACAUCACUGAAGGAGUUGAUAUUCCAAAGAAACCUAGAUUGGAGAAACCAGAAACACAGUCAUCUCCCAUUACUGUCCAAAGUAGCAAGGAUUUACCUAUGGCUGACCUUUCCAGUUUUGAGGAGACCAGUGCUGAUGAUUUUGCCAUGGAGAUGGGAUUGGCCUGCGUUGUUUGCAGGCAAAUGAUGGUGGCAUCUGGCAAUCAAUUAGUAGAAUGUCAGGAGUGCCAUAAUCUCUACCACCGAGAUUGUCAUAAACCCCAGGUGACAGACAAGGAAGCGAAUGACCCUCGCCUGGUGUGGUAUUGUGCCCGAUGUACCAGACAAAUGAAAAGAAUGGCUCAAAAAACUCAGAAACCACCACAGAAACCAGCCCCUGCAGUUGUUUCUGUAACUCCAGCUGUCAAAGAUCCAUUGGUUAAGAAACCAGAAACUAAACUGAAACAAGAGACAACUUUUCUAGCAUUUAAGAGAACAGAAGUCAAGACAUCCACAGUUAUUUCAGGAAAUUCUUCUAGUGCCAGUGUUUCCUCGUCAGUAACUAGUGGCUUAACUGGAUGGGCAGCUUUUGCAGCCAAAACUUCCUCUGCUGGUCCCUCAACAGCAAAAUUGAGUUCAACAACACAAAACAAUACUGGGAAACCUGCUACUUCAUCAGCUAGCCAGAAACCUGUGGGUUUGACUGGUCUGGCAACAUCAUCCAAAGGUGGAAUAGGUUCCAAAAUAGGUUCCAAUAACAGCACUACGCCCACUGUACCUUUAAAACCACCUCCACCUCUAACCUUGGGUAAAACUGGUCUUAGUCGCUCAGUUAGUUGUGACAAUGUCAGCAAAGUAGGUCUUCCUAGUCCAAGUAGUUUAGUUCCAGGAAGCAGCAGCCAACUAAGUGGGAAUGGAAAUAGUGGAACAUCAGGACCUAGUGGAAGUACUACUAGCAAAACUACUUCAGAAUCCAGCAGCUCUCCCUCAGCAUCCCUUAAAGGCCCAACUUCACAAGAAUCACAGCUCAAUGCUAUGAAGCGAUUACAGAUGGUCAAGAAGAAAGCUGCCCAAAAGAAACUCAAGAAGUAAUGUGGCCAAGUAGGUUUUUAUAUCAUAUUAGCCUAAAGAUGAAAGGCUUAUUAUUAUGAUAUAAUCUGUAAUACACUGUAAUUUAAUAAAAGUCUUCAUAAUCAAAUUUCUAUUGUUUCUUACCUUAAAAUGCUAAAUAUUAUAUAACAAAACUUGGAAACUUUCAUUUUAAAUCAAUCUUCAACAUUUUUAUUCUAAUGAUUUCCAUAGUGUGUGAAAACAAUGAUUAGAAUGACUGGUUCUCAAUGAGAUCUUCAGAAGAUUGAAAGCAUCUGUGAAUUUAAGGAAAAAGAAAUAGUUCGUCUUCUAGCAAAGCCCCAAGAGUUGAUCCUGAUGAAUGAGGUGCCUUAUGUGGCGGCAGGGAUGACCCAACAUAGUUUUCUAUUUUCCUCCCCGUAUUCUGGGUGUUCAUUUUCUGUGCUAGCCCCAUUUCAACUGACUCUCCCUCUCCCUCCCAAUUAUUUCAUCUUUUUCAAAAUUAUUUUUUCAUUAUUGAUUUCUCAUAUCAAUGGAUUUUCCUAAUUGAUUUAUCAUACUUCAUAUUAUAUCUUUACCUUUUUAUCACCUCAUUUCAAUUAUUUAAGGGUAUAUCUUUUUCCAAUAAAUUGUGAACUCUCUUGGUGCUUAAUACAAUAUUUUUUCUCACAUUGCUCACUUUUCUACAUUGCCAAUGUAAUACAUGCAUAUAGUACGUAAUAAAUGUUGAAUUUUGAUUCA
Molecule: messenger RNA, 2927 nt
Organism: Gorilla gorilla gorilla (western lowland gorilla)
Lineage: Eukaryota; Metazoa; Chordata; Mammalia; Primates; Hominidae
Gene: INTS12
Product: integrator complex subunit 12
Exons: 7
Coding region: 822-2210 (462 amino acids)
Biological process (GO): snRNA 3'-end processing
Cellular component (GO): integrator complex
Source: RefSeq, a predicted model, not a curated record